This is a messenger RNA of Lichtheimia ornata, 2844 nucleotides long. RefSeq lists its product as uncharacterized. Bases 1 to 2844 code for a protein of 947 amino acids. Gene Ontology annotation, molecular function: serine-type endopeptidase activity; dipeptidyl-peptidase activity. NCBI's taxonomy places the organism in Eukaryota, Fungi, Mucoromycota, Mucoromycetes, Mucorales, Lichtheimiaceae. The transcript has 14 exons. The record is from RefSeq and is a predicted model, not a curated record. Gene Ontology annotation, biological process: proteolysis.
AUGUCCAGCUUUUCCCUUUUACCACUAUUUCGCAGACAUCAAAGCGACAAUGAAGCUAACCAUGACGUGCCCGAUGCCACGGAAAUGACACAGAUUGUAGACAUUGACCGGAUAUUGGCUCUCACAGACGCUCGGCAUACUCUACGUUCCUUAAGCAACAGCGACAACAGCGACAACGACGACGACGAUAGCAGCAUAAGCUCUAUACAUAAUAUGCAAGCGGCCGACAAGGAGUAUUACGACCCAUCCACCAAUGGAGGUCGCCGCCCUUACUUUGACGACGAGUUUGACGAAUCACGACAACGACUCGUUUCCGACAAUGACAUUGAACAUGGCGACCGUGAUGAAGACGACAACCAAAGUAUCGUGAGUCUAGAACGUGGCAAGCGCAAGGGCAAUGAAAAGUGGAUCUGUGCGGUCUUUCUCGCCAUCGUGCUUGUGGGUGGUAUCAUGUGGGGUCUAAGUUUUGCCCAGAUGGGCAAGGGAGAUGACCAACAAGCAUCCGAAGCAACUACACGCCAUAUCGAUUUCGAUGAUCUUUACAAUGAUUCCUUUGUUCCUUAUCGUCGUAGCCUUGUGUGGGUCGAAAAUGAUCCCCGCGAUGGUGUCUUCAGCUAUUUCGAUUGGGUCACUGGUGAUAUUCUAUUGGAAUCCGUAGAGGAUGGCACAAGUCGAGUACUAGUCAAGGCAUCCGAUUUGGUGAUUGACAAUGAGCAAUUGGAUGUAUCCAACUUUGAGAUAUCGGCGGAUGGAAAGUUUCUCAUGUUAUGGUCCAAUGUGACAAGUCAAUGGCGAUACUCCACCCGAUCCAAUGUCUACAUUUACAAGAUGAAUAACAAGGCCCUCUUCCCCCUUUCCGAUUUGUCCACUGUCGCCGAUACACCAAAGAUCGCUUAUGCAAAAUGGAGUCCCACAGGUCAUCGCGUGGCAUAUGUCAUGGAAAACGAUCUAUAUGUGUCCGACCUUGUGGAAUCGACUCGUGUUACAUUUGAUGGAUCAGCUACUGUAUUUAAUGGUGUGCCUGAUUGGGUAUAUGAAGAGGAGGUCUUUGGCACUGAUAACACCCUUUGGUGGUCACCUGAUUCUACCCAUUUGGCGUACCUACGUUUCAAUGAGACGGCUGUGCCUGAAUACAAUGUCCCAUUUUACACCGUGAGCAAUUCGAGCUAUCCCGUGGAGCUUAGUAUUAAGUAUCCCAAGGCUGGUAGCCCCAAUCCACUCGUUUCUCUUCACAUCCACUCAUUGAUCGACAAUGCUUCUUUCAUGAUCACCAAAAAUGCAACCGAACACUCGUCAGCAGAGACUGUGGGCGACCAUCAAGACUUUGAUGACGACGAUCGUUUGAUUACCGAUGUCACAUGGGCUUCUGACGACCACAGCCAUCUUUUAUUUAAGCAAAUGAAUCGUGUUCAAGAUCAUGAAAUUACCAGCCUUGUUACCAUUGGCUCGCCUUUGAACAAAACAACCGUGACACUCGCACGUAGCUAUCAGCCUAGUGAUGGAGGCUGGAUUGAAGUUUCGCAAUCCAUGGUCUAUGUCCCCAACAACAACAACAGCAGCAGCAACAGCACUCAAUACAUUGAUCUCGCUGAUAGUGAUGAAGGCUAUUUGCAUCUUGCCAUGUUUACAGCUGACAGCAAGAAAUCAGCGGACCCUCUUUGGCUCACCGCCGGUGAAUGGGAAGUUGUUCCAAACUCGGUUAUUAUGGAUGUGGAUAGGAAGUUAAUCCAUUUUAUUUCGACUGAGCGAUCACCCUUGGAACGACACUUGUAUACCAUAUCACUUGACAAUGCCGAUCCUGCAUCCACCAAGACAUGUCUUACGUGCCCUGAGGAUCCUGAGACACAUGGCUAUUAUUCAGCGUCCUUCUCACCUAAGGCUGGCUAUUACGUUUUGAACUAUGAUGGGCCCGAUAUCCCAACAACGGUUGUCAAGAGCGUUGAUGAUCCUAGUUUUGAAUCUGUGCUUGAAGACAACAGCGAUCUCAAGAAGCUUCUUCAGAAUUACAGCCUUCCAAGAUCGAGGAUGGUCACUGUAGAGAGUGGUGGUGUAGAAAUGAAUGCCGUUGAGAUCCUACCGCCCGAAUUUGAUGCCAGCAAAAAGUACCCUGUUGUAUUUAAUGUAUAUGGUGGCCCUGGUUCACAAACCGUAUCGUAUCAAUUCCAGCUCGAUUGGCACAUGUUUUUGGCAAGCAAGCUUCAAUUCAUUGUGGUGAUGGUGGAUGGCCGAGGUACUGGUUACCGAGGUCGUCAAUAUAGAACAGCUGUUCGCAAGCAUUUGGGUGACCUGGAAGUCAUUGAUCAAGUAAAUGCAGCCAAGCAUUGGGCCCAACUUGAUUAUGUGGAUCCCUAUCGCAUUGCCAUUUGGGGUUGGUCUUAUGGUGGUUACAUGGCAACCAAAAUUGCCGAAUCCAAUGAUGGCGUUUUUUCAACAGCUAUGGCAGUUGCACCUGUGACCGAUUGGCGCUUCUAUGAUUCUAUUUACACUGAGCGCUACAUGCUUACACCAGAACUGAAUCCUGAUGGUUAUACACAAAGUGCUGUGAACAACAUGACAGGCUUUGACCAUAUCAAGUACUUGCUUGCUCAUGGCACUGGUGAUGACAAUGUGCAUUUCCAACAUUCUGCAGUUCUCGUUGACAAGCUUACCCAAGCCGAUAUCCACAACUACCGUGUGCAGUUUUACCCCGAUAGCAACCAUCGUAUCAGCUACCAUAAUGCAAACCCCAACAUUUAUUACUUGCUCACUGACUUUUUAUGGGAAAGUUUUGGUGGCAGAGAUUACCUUCAUGUCCGCACUGAGACGCAUGGUCGAUUUUCAGGUCCUCUUCCCGAGCCCGCUUAA